AUGACCUCAAAUCUAGGUGCAGAGCACCUAAUUGCAGGAAUUCGGGGUGAAAACACAAUGAAAGAUGCACGAGACCUUCUAAUGAAAAAGGUACAUCAAUAUUUCAAGCCAGAGCUUCUGAACAGGUUAAGCCAGAUUGUUGUGUUUGACCCGUUUUCGCAUGAUCAACUAAUGGAGGUUGUGAAAAUCCAAAUGAAGAGAGCCACCACCAGGGUAGCAAAAAAGGGCAUAUCUUUAUCUGUGAGUGACGGCGCAUUGGACGUCAUUUUGUCAGAGUCAUACAACCCAAUGUAUGGUGCAAGGCCCAUAAGAAGCUGGGUAGAAUAA
Messenger RNA from Triticum turgidum subsp. durum (durum wheat), 327 nucleotides. NCBI's taxonomy places the organism in Eukaryota, Viridiplantae, Streptophyta, Magnoliopsida, Poales, Poaceae. The record is from the annotation of a GenBank genome assembly.